Messenger RNA from Schistocerca gregaria, 2205 nucleotides. RefSeq names its product ankyrin repeat, PH and SEC7 domain containing protein secG-like. Gene Ontology annotation, biological process: regulation of ARF protein signal transduction; lipid metabolic process. The transcript has a single exon. Bases 10 to 2181 code for a protein of 723 amino acids. NCBI's taxonomy places the organism in Eukaryota, Metazoa, Arthropoda, Insecta, Orthoptera, Acrididae. Gene Ontology annotation, molecular function: protein binding; guanyl-nucleotide exchange factor activity. The record is from RefSeq and is a predicted model, not a curated record.
CAUUCGGGGAUGACGGCGCUGAUGCGCGCGGUGCCGUUUGCGCCGGUGGUGGCGAUGUUGUGCGAGAGGUCGGCGGAGAUAGACCGGAUGGACUUUGAGGGUCGGACGGCGUUUUUCCACGCGGUGAUAGGGCGACACGAGGCGUCGGCGAAGAUUUUGAUCGAGCACGGGGCGGAUCCGUACAUCAAGGACAACCACAGUCAGUCGUUUUUGAGCGUGAUUUCGGACGAGUUCAAGGCGAUCAUAGACGACGCGAUCAAGUUGAGGCGGGCGCACGGGGACGUGGAGUUGAGCAAGAAGUGGAAGGAGGCGGUGCGGUUGUUCAACGUGAAGCCGGAGAAGGGGAUUGGGUACGCGGUGGAGGAGAAGUUGAUAGAGGACACGCCGGACGGGGUGGCGCUGUUUUUUUUGAAGGAGAACGACAGUUUGAACCCGCAGUUCAUGGGGGAGAUGUUGGGUCGGAGGGAGGAGGACGGGUUGAGGAAGGCGUUCGUGAAGCGGUUGAAUUUCGAGAAUUUGACGCUGGACCAGGCGAUAAGGGAGUACUUGCAGAAGUUUUUGUUGCCGGGCGAGGCGCAACAGAUUAGCCGGAUCAUAGAGUGCAUGGCGCACCGGUACGUGGAGAACAAUCCGGCGACGUUUCCGGACGAGGACACGGCGUUUUUGCUGUCGUUCGCGAUAAUUAUUUUGAACACGGACGCGCACAACCCGAACAUUCCCUCGGAGCGGAGGAUGACGAAGGCGCAGUUCAUUCGGAACCAGCGUCGGACGUGGGGGCCGAACCACGAGGACCCGCCUAGGGAGUUGUUGGAGACGUUGUACGACAACAUUUUGGCGGAGGAGAUUAAGUUUCGGGACUCGUCGUUGACGGUGAAGGAGGGGUAUUUGAAGAAGUGCCACGGGGUGAAGUUUGGGGCGUGGAAGUCGUACUGGUGCGUGUUGCAGAACAACUGUUUGUUCUUUUACGUGAAUCGCGGGGACAAGGCGCCGGCGUCGAUGGUGUUGUUCAACAAUUUGAGGGUGAAGAAGAAGGACUCGUUUCGGAAGGGUCGGUUUUCGCUGGUGACGGGCGACGGGGAGUUGAUAAGCUAUUGCAGGAGGACGAACAAGGGUAGCGUUGUGCAGGCGAAGACGCACGAGAUUUUUUUGGCGGCCGAGAGGCCGGAGGAGGCGGAGCAGUGGGCGCGUGCGAUCUUGACGCACAUUACGCUGAGUCGGUCUCGUUGUCGCGCGAGCGCACGGGGCGAGGUGCAGACGGACGAGCAGUGGGCGCGGGAGGAGAUGUACCUGAUUAGCAGGGUGGUGGACUUUACGAACAUUUACAACUUGGCGCUGUUGUGCGAGAGCUGCUACAAGACGGAGAAGCAGAUAAGGAGUCACUACGGGACGUCUGCGGUGGCGUGCGUGGCGGAGGUGGGUGGGGUUCACUUUUUUUUGCUGAGGGACGCGGUGAAGAAGAGGACCUAUUUGACGUUGGUGGGGGACUUGUGGACGGAGCAGGUGAAGCGGGCGGAGUGGGACCCGGUGUUCGACUGGAUGGAGUAUUUCAAGGUUGAUUCGUUGGUCGAGGCCAUUUUGUACGUUUUGGACGCGUUUUUGAAGCCGGCGACGGACUUGCAGAUUACGGGGCACUCUUUGGGUGCGUUGGUUAGCAUAUUUUUGGCGAUUGCGCUACAGAAGAAGUCGUUUGGGCAGCUGAGGGUCACGACGUUUGGGCAGCCGAGGGUGAUGAGGCCGAGUUUGGUGAGUCAGUACCAGUCGUUGGAGGUGGUGCGAGUGGUGGACGUGAACGACCCGGUGGACACGAUUUUUUCAGGGUGCAUUCACAUUGGGCAUCAGAUUACGCUGUUGAAGCAGGUGUUUUUUUCGUACGCGCUUUUGAAGAACUUGAAGCACGUUCAGUUCGACCUGGACCAGGAUCACAGCAUUGCGGCGGCGUCGGCGGAGAGUCUCGAGGAGGAGGGGAGGGCGGCGGGUGCGGCGGAGUCGAGCAAGACGAAGAAGGCGUCGAGUUUGCGCGACCGAGAUUUACUGAAGGAGAAGCGCGGCAUGAAGCCGUUCUUGAUAAAGAAGGAGAGGCUCGAGAUGCACUCGAUUGCCUACUAUAUUGAGCGCAUUCAACAGAAGCUCAAAGUGGCGACUCAGAAUGUUGAAGUAUCUCAAAUAGAUUUGUACCGAUAAAGAGGAUAGAGCGAAGUCGUCGGU